Messenger RNA from Guillardia theta CCMP2712, 1032 nucleotides. RefSeq lists its product as hypothetical. NCBI's taxonomy places the organism in Eukaryota, Cryptophyceae, Pyrenomonadales, Geminigeraceae. The transcript is spliced from 2 exons. The record is from RefSeq and is a predicted model, not a curated record. Bases 1 to 1032 code for a protein of 343 amino acids.
AUGGGACUUGACGACUUCGUUGCGCUUCAAUCAGAGUAUCCAAAGCCAAAAUAUCUGCCAUCCCUCGCGGCGAAUGAUCCGAUCGUUCAGGCCAUUACGAACAAGUGUGGGGCAGGACAAGUCUUGUCGUUCCACCUGCUGGACAAACGAUGGAAUGGGAACUAUAUCAUGCGAUAUGCAACAUCCGAUGGCGAUCUGUUUGUGAAGCUGAAUCACGAGGAGAACAAGUCUGUCUUCGUUGCGGAGGCGGUCGGUCUCACAUCGCUCCUCAAGUCAGGAGCUGUCCGUGCCCCGAAACCACUGCAUGUCGGAGAAAUCCAUGGAGGAGAGGAUGGGAGAGGCUCGUUCUUGAUCACCGAGUUCCUGGAGCUGUCUCCCUUUGGAAGCAUGACCACAACUAAUCAAAGGAUCCUCGGAGAGCAGAUCGCCAGGCUUCACACUAGCGGAAAUCUUGACGACAUUCACAAGGGACGGUUCGGGUUCAUGGUGAACAACUUUCAUUCCCGUACGCCUCUUGACAACACUUGGAGCUCCACGUGGGUUGAAUUCUUCACUCGAAGAUUGACGUCGCAACUUGGCAUGCUGCAGAAGGAACAGGUUUCUCGAUCUUGCUACACUCGAUCUUGCUACAUGAUGAGUUCUGACUUUAAUCAAACCUUUGUCAGCCUUCUAUCACGGGUCAUCGACCAACUUCCACAUGAUUUUAACAAGCUGGCCAUCACACCUUCGCUCUUGCACGGUGAUUUGUGGAUCGGGAAUGCGGGUGCCACAACCGACGGUCCUGUCCUCUUCGAUCCAGCCUGUUUCUUUGGUCACUCGGAGUUCGAUCUUGCAAUCAUGAAGAUCUUCGGGGGAUUCUCCGACGAGUUCUUCCAGGCAUACUAUGAAAUCUUGCCACAAGAAGAGGGUUUCGAGCAGCGAGAGCGAUACUACCUGCUCUACAACUAUCUGAAUCAGCUGAACCUGUUCGGAGACGAGAAAGUCCUUGUGAAAUGCAUCAGUGUAAUGCAAGAGAUCUUGCAGGGAGAUUAG